Nelumbo nucifera (sacred lotus) is the source of this 516-nucleotide messenger RNA. RefSeq lists its product as uncharacterized. The record is from RefSeq and is a predicted model, not a curated record. NCBI's taxonomy places the organism in Eukaryota, Viridiplantae, Streptophyta, Magnoliopsida, Proteales, Nelumbonaceae.
CCCAGUAAAAAAUAUCAGGAAAGAAGAGGAAAAAAAUGGAUAAAUGUUCUCUGCAGAUUGAGAGGAAGUCCUCAAUUGAAAAUGAGCCUCGGACGCUUACGAUAGAUCAACUUCAGUUUGCAAGGGAGGAAGCGCUCUGUGUGUUGAAUACCAGGGGCAUAGAAGAAGCUAUUCGCAUUUUCACAGAGGGUUUGAAGCCGGUGGUGAGCUCUGCGUGUCAAAAGAGAAGUAUAAAAAAGGAUUCAGAUGAAGAAUUUGAGUGCUUUGCAACUCAAUUGAAACUCCCACGGUUAAGAGAUGUAGUCUCAGCACCUUUCUGAGUGGGUUGGGUCGUUCACUUCCUGUUUCUGGGCUUGCUUACUUUCUUCACAGAUGUACAGGAUGGAAUUUUGCCUUCGUUCUUUAUGUUCUUCUGUUUUCUAUUUUAAUUUUUGUAAAUAUAACAAAAUAAAUUUCAAAUAAAAUAUUAAAAGAACCGCCAAAAUUUUUAGAUGUAUGUAUGUAACUAGUUGAUAA